Messenger RNA from Pezoporus occidentalis (night parrot), 1855 nucleotides. It is a transcript of the gene CDK5R1, whose product is annotated as cyclin dependent kinase 5 regulatory subunit 1. The transcript has 2 exons. Gene Ontology annotation, cellular component: growth cone; cytoplasm; protein kinase 5 complex. Bases 81 to 1034 code for a protein of 317 amino acids. NCBI's taxonomy places the organism in Eukaryota, Metazoa, Chordata, Aves, Psittaciformes, Psittacidae. The record is from RefSeq and is a predicted model, not a curated record. Gene Ontology annotation, molecular function: cyclin-dependent protein serine/threonine kinase activator activity; protein kinase binding. Gene Ontology annotation, biological process: brain development; axon guidance.
AGCGCGCGCGGGGCCGCGACGGGGCCGGGGCCGGGGCCGGGGCCGGGGCGGGCGGCGGGGCCCGCCGGGCGGCCGGCGCCAUGGGCACGGUGCUAUCGCUGUCGCCGAGCUACCGGAAGGCCCCGCUGUUCGAGGAGGGGGCGGCCACGGUGGGGCACUACACGGCGGUGCAGAACAGCAAGAACGCGAAGGAGAAGGGCCUGAAGCGGCAUUCCCUGAUCUCCGUGCUGCCGUGGAAGCGCAUCGCCGCCGUCUCCGCCAAGAAGAAGAGCUCCAAGAAGGUGCAGCCCAACGGCGGCUACCAGAGCAACGUGACCCACCUCAACAACGAGAACCUGAAGAAGUCGCUCUCCUGCGCCAACCUCGCCACCUUCGCCCCCCCGCCGCCCCCCGCCGCCGCCGCCGCCGCCCUCGCCUCGGCGCAAAAGGCUCCGCCAACCGCGCCCGCCGCCGCCGCCGCCACCCCGCGCCGGGUCGUGGUGCAGGCGUCCACCAGCGAGCUGCUGCGCUGCCUCGGCGAGUUCCUCUGCCGCCGCUGCUACCGGCUGAAGCACCUCUCUCCCACUGACCCCGUGCUGUGGCUGCGCUCCGUGGACCGCUCGCUGCUGCUGCAGGGAUGGCAGGACCAGGGCUUCAUCACGCCGGCCAACGUGGUCUUCCUCUACAUGCUCUGCCGGGAUGUCAUCUCUGCCGAGGUGGGCAGCGACCACGAACUGCAGGCGGUGCUGCUCACCUGCCUGUACCUGUCCUACUCCUACAUGGGCAACGAGAUCUCCUACCCGCUGAAGCCCUUCCUGGUGGAGAGCUGUAAGGAGGCCUUCUGGGACCGCUGCCUCUCCAUCAUCGACCUCAUGAGCCCCAAGAUGCUGCAGGUCAACGCCGACCCGCACUUCUUCACCCAGGUCUUCGCCGACCUCAAGAAGGAGAGCGGCUCCGAGGAGAAGGGCCGGCUCCUCAUCGGCCUCGACCGAGACUCGAAAUUCCCGAGCAGGGCCGGGGGGAAUCACCGCAACUGUUCCGUGAGCUCAAUGUGAACCGUCUCGUCCCCAUCGUGCACUGAUCAUGAGUAUUGUGCUAAGGAUCUACUUGAGUGUGCAAGGAGAGAGCCACAUGCUGCUACCCGAGGUACUUUCACAACAAAAAACCCAACAAACUACUAACCUGCGGGGAGGGGACACAUGAAAAAACACCCCCCUUCUUUAUUCUUUCAUUGUUGCUUUGCCAGUGGUAUUGCGCAUGCGAACAGGAGCAUUUUGUGUCUUAAAAAAAAAAAAAAAAGAAAAAAAACACAAAAAGGAAAAAAAAACACAUUAAAAAUAAUAAUAAUCAGAAGAAAAGCCCUUCCUGAGCGAUGGCUGUAACCAACCCCAGGCACAAAGCACAGCCCCGUGCUGCUGCUCCCCGAUGGGGACUGACAACUCCUUUUGGGUUUGAUUUUCCUUUUCUUCUCCAUCUGCACCCGUCUUGUUCUGUUCUGCUCCAUGGGGCGCUGCAGUGGCAAGCGAGCAGGAGCAGCACCGUGCCAUCUCUUUGACUCCUCACUCAAAGCUCUCCAUCGCUGUACAGUGGGACCCCGCUAAUGAUACAUGUGUACGUCCAGGUUGUUUUAUUUUAGUGCAAUCUCUUCUGUAGCUCUUUGUUGACCAAAUUGGUGGGUUCUUGUUACUUCUUAAUUUAUAUUUGUCUCAUUUCGUAUGUGUGUGUAUAGUGCGUUUGUACGUAUGUGUGGUUUAUAACCUGACCGCCUGUGUCAUGGGGCUCAGUGUGCCUGUAAUUUAAUCCCCUCCCCUUAUUUUUAUUUAUUUUUGUACUGUGCUGAUUAAAUAAAAAUGCACUGACCAUCCAUUACACGACA